Molecule: messenger RNA, 2734 nt
Organism: Thamnophis elegans (Western terrestrial garter snake)
Lineage: Eukaryota; Metazoa; Chordata; Lepidosauria; Squamata; Natricidae
Gene: JUN
Product: Jun proto-oncogene, AP-1 transcription factor subunit
Exons: 1
Coding region: 1124-2068 (314 amino acids)
Biological process (GO): regulation of cell cycle; regulation of cell population proliferation; regulation of transcription by RNA polymerase II
Cellular component (GO): transcription regulator complex
Molecular function (GO): transcription factor binding; DNA-binding transcription factor activity, RNA polymerase II-specific; RNA polymerase II cis-regulatory region sequence-specific DNA binding
Source: RefSeq, a predicted model, not a curated record
CGGCAGCCAAUGGGAAGGCCCCGGGGUGACAUCAUGGGCUAUUUUUAGUGGGUUACUGCUCUCUGAUAAGUGUUGUGCUCCACGCUGGGAAAGAGCUCAGAGUGGGAUUGAGUGGCGGCGGGAGAAGCGACGGUGGCAGCGCUCCUGUCCGGCAGGAGGAGGAGGCAGAGAAGAAACCCCAGCGGCCACAGCAAGGCCAGUUUCGGCUCCAGACGCCAGCAGGGCCCGGGCGGCUAUUCCUGAGAACCUGACGUCCAGAGAGCGAGCCGGCGCUCCCUUGUUACAAAGUCGGGUCGGGGUCGCUGCUAUCCUCUCACAACCGGAGCGCGAAGGCUGAACUUGUCCGGGCAUCCUUUCCUUUAGAACGCCCGAGUGCCUUGCCUCCUGGACCCCGCUUCAGCUCUUCUCGCCUAGACCCCGAAGUUUCCGAGCGUGGGAAUCUCUUCUUUUUUCCCACCAACUCCCCCGCUCCGCUUCUGUGAACAAGAAGCGGGGCGAUCUACUUGUGACAACUUUUUCUUUGCUUUUCUGGCUGGGACGUGAGGUGACCUGCUUUUUGACAGCCGCUGCGAGAAAGGAGAGGACUUAGACAAGUGGGUUUGAAACUCGGAAACGCUCCAGACCGACCCAGGACACUCCCACGAGGAGCGCGAAGGGGCGGAGGAAGGGGGAAAAAGAACUCAAAAAGUUUCUGGAUUCCAUCCUUGCCCGAAGCGAUAAAGAGGCCCCCGAAGGUGCCGGCAGCAUUAUUCCUUCCUUGGACUGAGGAAGAGAUUCUGAAUUUGAAAAAUAACUUUUAUUUGGGUCUUCCUCCCCUCCCCUCCCAACAGUCACAGUCGGGAAAUGAUGCCCAUGCUGGGUCUUUGAGGUGAAACUUGUUUGUUCGAGUCUGACUUUUUUCUAGCCAAACUGGGGACUCGAAUCAAUGCCUUGUUGCAAAAAAGUAAGACUUUAAUUGAUCACUUUUGAACUGUGUCUUCCUUGUUGAAAGAGUGCUGUUAUAAGAACUGUUCCUAUUUAGUAACUCUGGCAGCUGUGAACUUCUUUAAGUUGUAACAAACCGGCUUCCUUUCCUAGGUCUGUUUUUUGGGCUGUAGGUGAACAAACUUGUGGACUGUAUUCUAUGACUGCAAAGAUGGAACCUACAUUCUACGAUGAUGCCAUCAAUACCACCUUUUUGCAGCCAGAAAGUGGUGCUUAUGGAUAUAAUAAUCCCAAAGUUCUGAAGCAGAACAUGACUCUCAAUCUGGCUGACCCUUCCAGUAACCUCAAGCCCCACUUGAGGAACAAAAAUGCUGAUAUCCUAACCUCUCCAGAUGUUGGUCUCCUCAAGCUGGCUUCUCCUGAACUGGAAAGGCUGAUUAUUCAGUCUGGCAAUGGACUGAUCACUACCACUCCAACACCAACCCAGUUCCUCUGUCCCAAAAAUGUUACCGAUGAGCAAGAAGGUUUCGCUGAAGGCUUUGUCAGGGCACUCGCAGAGCUACACAAUCAAAACACCAUGCCGAGUGUUACCUCCGCUGCUCCGCCUACGAACUCCGGCAUGGCCCCUGUCUCUUCCAUGGCUGGAAACAGUGGCUUCAAUGCUAACAUGCACAGCGAGCCGCCUGUCUAUGCUAAUCUCAGUAACUUCAAUCCUAGCGCACUCAAUACAGUGCCUUCCUACAAUGCAAACAACCUGGGCUUUCCUCCACAGCAUCAUAUGAACCCCCAGAUGCCAGUGCAGCAUCCGCGCCUCCAAGCUCUGAAAGAAGAGCCUCAGACUGUCCCAGAAAUGCCCGGGGAGACUCCUCCCCUGUCCCCUAUUGACAUGGAAUCCCAAGAAAGGAUCAAGGCAGAGAGGAAGCGUAUGAGAAAUCGAAUUGCAGCCUCCAAGUGCCGGAAAAGGAAGUUGGAGCGGAUUGCCAGGUUGGAAGAAAAAGUAAAGACUUUGAAAGCCCAGAACUCAGAACUGGCGUCUACUGCCAACAUGCUGCGAGAGCAGGUUGCACAGCUGAAGCAGAAGGUCAUGAAUCACGUCAAUAGUGGAUGCCAGCUAAUGCUCACACAGCAGUUGCAAACUUUUUGAAAAGAUCUGAAAAGUAACUUUAGGAUGAUGGGGAGAAAUUAAGGAGAGGAAAGCAUUUGGGAGGCAGAACCCCACCACCCAUACACACUUGUAGUAGGUGGAAAGAGAAGGCUGAAAGGCAUUGAUUCCGAAGACUGCCACCCCCGAGUCAAAUGCACAUGUGGAGAGACUGGUGUGCCUUCUGGGUGAGGUGGUGGCAUAUCAGUUGACAGAACAACUCAGCGAAACAGCUGAGCUGUUCCAGCUCAGAUAAGGCAUGGAUGCCUUGUGUUCAUCUUUCUUUUCUCUCUCUCUCUUUUUUAACAUUGACCAAGACUUGCAUGGACCUAACUUUAAAUGAUCAUUCAGUAUUAAAAGUUAAACUGCAGUAGAUACUGUAGAUGGCUUUCUCUUAGUACUCCUUUUUUUAAAAAAAAAAUAGGGUGUUUUGGGGAAGCUAACAACAGAAACUGAGCUAUACUGCCUGUCUGAGUUGUGUAUGUACAUAUAUAUUUUUUAUUUUAUGACAACUGAUUAAUGUCAAGUAAAACUACUUCAUGACUUUGUAAGUUAUUUUUUAUGUUCAUUUGGGUUCCACCCAGUAUUGUUUGUAAAUCAGAGAUUUUUUAGCAACUUUUGAGUUUUUUUUUCCAUUUGUAAUAAAGUAUAUAAUUUUUUUAAUGUUUA